CAUAAUCCCAAUCGGUACUGACAAAGUCACAACAAGGAAGUGAGGGACGAAACUAAUCUUAUUAUAAAGGACAGAUGGUUUUGUAGAAGCGCGUAUUCAACCAUUAGACCGCUGGUGUUUCGUAACAUCAAGUGUUUUUCUUUGGAUAUACAUGUUUUGGUCAUUGAAGAACAUGAAAUGAAGACAAAAGAAGUACGUGCGCGGAGAAGUGCUCCUGCAAGUGUCUCCCAUUCAUUCAGAUUUUUAAAGUUAAUCACAGACUCCAUGUGGUGUUGACACUCUCACGGCUCAAAAUGAAGAUGAUCACCUUUUUUUUGGUUGGACUGACAGUCCAUGUCAUCUUCUUCCUGUCCAUCUUUGACAUUUAUUUCACCUCUCCUUUGGUCCACGGCAUGACACCCGUGGUCACACUUUUGACUCCACCUGCCUCCAGACUGGUGCUGAUCGUGGCAGAUGGUUUGAGGGCGGACAGCCUCUUCACUCCGCUACCCAACGGCUCAUCCAGAGCUCCUUACUUGAGGAGCAUUAUCGAGGAAAAGGGCACCUGGGGUGUUUCCCACACGCGUGUGCCCACUGAAUCCCGCCCUGGUCAUGUCGCUCUCAUCGCUGGCUUCUAUGAGGAUGUUAGUGCCGUUGCUAAAGGUUGGAAGGAGAAUCCUGUGGAGUUUGACUCUGUGUUUAACGAGAGCCGCCACACUUGGUGCUGGGGCAGCCCUGAUAUUCUGCCCAUGUUUGCAAAAGGUGCGAGUGGAGACCAUGUGUACACGCACACAUAUCCAGCAGCCGAGGAAGACUUUGCCUCCACAGAUGCAUCCAGGCUGGACAGCUGGGUGUUCACGCAAGUCAAAUCAUUUUUUCAAUCAGCGAAGUCAAACCCCACUUUGAUGGCCAGUCUGCUGGAGGAUAAGAAUGUCUACUUUCUGCAUUUACUGGGCAUUGACACAAAUGGACAUGCUCACAGACCAAUGUCACAGGAGUAUCUAAACAAUAUUGGCCUUGUAGACGCUGGUGUGUCAGAAAUGGUGGCGAUAGUCGAAGACUUCUUCAGCCAUGAUGGCAGAACCUCCUAUGUGUUUACCUCAGAUCACGGCAUGACCAAUUGGGGUUCUCAUGGUGCAGGACACCCCUCAGAGACGCUCACCCCAUUACUGGUUUGGGGGGCAGGAGUGCAGAGUCCCCACAAAGUGACUGAAACUCAGCUUUAUAAUGAUGGCUACUUGCAAGACUGGAAACUGGAGAACUUUAGAAGGGUUGAUGUCAAUCAGGCUGACAUUGCUCCUCUCAUGGCUUCGCUCAUCGGGGUACCCAUUCCCGUCAACUCUGUUGGUGUGUUGCCGCUCCUCUACAUAAACAACACAGACCAGUUUAAAGCGGACUGCAUGUAUACUAAUGCAAUUCAAAUACUGGAACAGUUCAAGAUGAAAAUGAAGCAGAAAAAAGAGACAACGUUGUCGUUCCUCUUUACGCCUUACCAACAUCUGACUAAGUCAAAACAAUUAGAAUUCAUCCACAAAGCAAGAAUACUGAUGCAGCUGGAAAAGUAUGGAGAAGCUAUCUCCCUCUGUCAAUCUCUGAUAUCCCACGCCCUUGAAGGCCUCGUUUACUACCAUACCUACGACAGGUUUUUUUUAGGUUGCAGCGUGGUGCUGGGAUUUGUAGGCUGGAUCUCAUAUGUCAUCCUCGUCAUCCUAAAGACUCACGCCAGCCUCAACAUGCACCCUGAUAUCCUCACGCAGAAUUCCAGUCGUACCUUGCUGAGGCUGUGUGUGUGUGUCACUGUGGUAAUCAGUGUAUUCCUGCUCAUCCAGAGGAGUCCGAUCACAUAUUAUGUUUACUGUUUGCUGCCUGUGCCUGUGUGGUACUCUGUUCUUAAAGAGUCUAAAACACUGACAGACUUGAUUAAGGCCGCUCCUGCACUGCCACUCUGGAAAUGUCUCGGCUACUUUGUGUUGGUUGCAUUCGGCAUUGAGCUACUGGUGGUGAGUUUCUUCCAUCGCGCCGUGCUGACAGUGGGCUUGGCUGUGCUCUCGCUGUGGCCGAUGCUGUCAGGGCUUUUUGGGAAGGCCAAGUUCCGAUCAUUGAACUGGUUUCUGGGCUGCCUGUGUUUGGCUGCAUUCCCGCUGAUGCCUGUUGUGGGAAGAGAGCCAAACAUCAAUCUGGUAACAUGUGCAGGUCUCCUCACUCUUUUUACAUCAGCUUGUUUCCUCUGGCCGUCCCACAAGAGGACACCACUGCACACUAAUGAUAAACAGCAGUUUGUCAUCCAGAUGUUGCAUGUGGCCGUGUGUGCGUACGUACCCUCCCUCACACACUCCAGCCUGCAGCAAAAACAGGGUCUGCCUCCUCUCAAUCAGAUGAUCAGCUGGGCCACAUUGGCAUCUUCCAUACUUGUUCCACUGAUGAGCUCCACUCGCCUCUUUCACCGGCUUCUCAGCAUAUUCCUCUCUCUCACAGCCACCUACUUGCUGCUUAGCACGGGGUCAGAGGCUUUUUUCCCGCCAGUAUUAUCCUGGUUGAUGUUUGUGUGGAUCAACAUUGAACAGGAAGCAAUGCUCGCUGAAGGCUUAUCUGGAAGGCAAGAGCUUUCCACUAUUGAUUUCUCUGCCAGCAUUGACAUCUCCAAAAUCCGCCAGCUCAAGUUGGAUGACAUCCGGCGAUCCUAUUUCUUUGUUUUUUUCAUAAUAACAGCUUUUUUUGGCACUGGAAACAUAGCAUCUAUUAACAGCUUUGACCCAGCGUCUGUUUAUUGUUUCCUGACGGUCUUCAACCCUUUCAUCAUGGGAGGGUUGAUGAUGUGGAAGGUAAUUAUUCCAUUCAUAAUCGUGAUGUGUACAUUUGAGACCAUCCAAGUUACAACGCAGCUGUCAUCGAGAAGCUUAUUUCUCAUAGUCCUUGUUAUAUCUGACGUGAUGGCUUUGCACUUUUUCUUCCUGGUGCAGGACUAUGGUAGCUGGUUGGACAUUGGCACAAGCAUUAGCCACUAUGUGAUCGUGAUGUCAAUGACCAUCUUCCUGAUGCUGCUCAGUGUGGUUACGCACAUCCUCACCUCGCAAAGACUGGUUCUGUGGCGGAACCGCAAGAUGCACUUCCCCUAAGUAAACAGAAGUCUAGUUAAGCCGGACAGUCAGUGUUUAGGUGGUUGUCUUUCAACAAUAUGGUGGAUGUCUUUCAUAUUCAGGGGAAUGUACUGUGCUACACAAAAAGUCUUGUGUGAUCCAUUUUUUAACUUAAGCAACAGUAGAGUAGCCAAAAAUUGUACUUUAGAGCUCAGUUACUUUAAAGCAGGGCUAUUAAACUGGUGGCCCGGGAACCAAUUCCAACCCAAAAAUGACACCAUAAGACCCCAAGUUCAGUUCAAAACUUGGAGCAUUUUUGCAGCAAAUUACUAAAAACACUAGAGUUCUUCUGUUGUAAAGAGGAACUUGGAGCACUAAACACAUUGGCAAAUUAUUGCAUUGACAUUUUAACCUGGCUAGCAAACAUAGAACACUAUUGUACAGUUUGUACAUAACUGACAUAACUGAGGUGUUCCUCAAGGCACCCCUUUGAGUACUCUCCUUUUUGGCAGUUUUUUUUGCAAUAUGAGUUAUGUAACUAAGGGGUUUGUUGGAGCUUGUUUACUUCACAUGCAGUUAGUAGUCAUUCGUUCAACUUCUUUAGUUACACUAGUAGUGCUCCUCAAGGUUCCAUUUUAGGUCUUUUCUUUUUCAUCAUUUGGGAUUUUUCAACUGGUGGUCCGUGAUUUCAGUUAAAAUAAUUUGUGAGAGGCUUAUUUUUUUGCAACAGAUUCUUAGAGUGCUGUCAUAGAGAUCAUCUUUGACUAGCUUUUUUGCCGAAAGUCCUUCAAAACGGCAGAGUGCUCCUGUAACUGGCAACAUAAAUAGAUCCAAUGUAUACAGUUGAGGAAGCUGCUUUUUCGGAAUAUACAAAAAAAAAGAGUAAUAGUGAAGGGAGAAAUCCGGCCCCACAGUCCUUAGCUUUCUGGAAUUGUCGCGGCCAAAACAACUUAAAAAGACACCUUUCUGUUUUCAACUAUAGAAACAGACAAUGAAACUUUGUUCUAUUCUAUUCUUAGUUGAAUAUCCCUGCUUUAGUGUAAUAUGACUCAAGUAAAAGAAAAAAGUAGUCAUCCAAAUAACUCCCUUAGUGUAAGUAUUUAGUUAAAAAAACUACUCAAGUAUCAGUAACUACUACUGACAUAGAUAUAAAUGUUAUUUUUAAUAGUUUGUAAGUAAACAUUGACCUCUCCUUAGUAGUUUGAGUGCGGUCAUGUAACUCCCAGGAUCUGUUUGAUUGGUGUAAUGGAGUCAACUGUCACUAGUGCUUACGUUGGAUUAGAUAAACACAGUCAUAUGACAUUGCCCCCUGAAAGAAGUCUCUCUUAUAAGCCAAAAUAGUUUGUCUUCGAAAGCUGUAAUCAAUAUUUUUAAUAUUAUGACAUGGGGUGAUUGGCAUAAAAUUCAGUGUAACAAAGUAAAAGUAGUGUUUCUUCUUCACAAAAAUACUCAAAAGUAAAAAGUAUGUUGCAUGAAACUGUCUGACAAGUACAAUUUACUCAAAAGGUUAAUUGGGUAAAUUUAACUGAAUAAAUGUAGCACAUUACUACUCACCUGUGUUAAUAGGUUAAAGGACACACAUUCAUGUAACUAAUUGUGAUUUGCAAAGAAAUAUAGGAUAAAGUGUGAAGUGUUUGUCAUUUAUUUUGGUACAUCAAUGACACUAAUGCAAAAGGGAAAGAUGCCAUUGCAAAGUUAAUAACUAUCAUUUACCUCAGCUCUGUAUUGUAUGCAUAUGUAUUUAAAGAAUAAUGGAAAAUGUUAAUAAUUACUUAAAUGAAAGCUUUUUUGCACAAACCUAUGUUUUGUACAGGAAUAUUUUUAUAUUAACACUUUUCAAACUGCUACUUGAAUAGAGUUUGGACUGAGAACUAUGUUUGGUAAGGGUAUUGUUUUUUUUUUACACAUGCAGUACUAUUGUGUUGAAGGGAAAAAUUGUCCAUAUGUUCAAUUGAUGUGCUGUAAUAAAAAUGAUAAGGUACGAUUUUUUUGGGCCUCUGAUCUGAUCCGAUUUUGAGUCCCGAGUCAAUACUUUGACAAUAGAUUCUCCAAUUGAAAAUUAUUUAUAGCAAGUAACUAAAGUAAACACAUGUUUUUAUAUUGUUGUAAAUCGGAUGAUGCAUUACAUUUGU
Molecule: messenger RNA, 5188 nt
Organism: Entelurus aequoreus (snake pipefish)
Lineage: Eukaryota; Metazoa; Chordata; Actinopteri; Syngnathiformes; Syngnathidae
Gene: pign
Product: phosphatidylinositol glycan anchor biosynthesis, class N
Exons: 29
Coding region: 294-3095 (933 amino acids)
Biological process (GO): GPI anchor biosynthetic process
Cellular component (GO): endoplasmic reticulum membrane
Molecular function (GO): mannose-ethanolamine phosphotransferase activity
Source: RefSeq, a predicted model, not a curated record